Camelina sativa (false flax) is the source of this 1412-nucleotide messenger RNA. Lineage: Eukaryota; Viridiplantae; Streptophyta; Magnoliopsida; Brassicales; Brassicaceae. The record is from RefSeq and is a predicted model, not a curated record.
CACACUACUCAAAACUUGGAACGAUGGAGAGUGUUGUAGAAGAAGAAGAAGAGGUGAGAAGGAUUGUGACUGAUGAAGAAAAGCUAGAAGCCAAAAAUUUCAACGUAUUCGAUCUCCCUGACGUACCUAAAGGACUUCCUCCGCAUCUCGAACUCCAGCGAACUCGUGUUGUCUGCGAAGUUGGUGCUCCUUUACAUGCCACGGGUACCAUUUACUCGGGUGCCUAUAUCUCUUCGGGAGUUGACAACAGUGUGAAUCUAGAAAACUUCUCUGAGAAUUUCAAAGUUGAUGUGAUUAGUCUCACAAAGACAGAUAUGGUAUUCGAUAUGAUUGGUAUCCCUCCAGGAAUUGCUAAUGCUUUCAGAAGAAUCCUCUUAGCUGAGCUUCCUUCAAUGGCUAUUGAAAAAGUGUUUGUAGUAAACAACACUUCUAUUAUUCAAGACGAAGUUCUUGCUCACAGGUUGGGUCUUAUUCCACUUGUAGCUGAUCCGAGGCUCUUUGAAUAUUUAUCCGAAAACGAUCAGCCAAAUGAAAGGAACACCAUUGUUUUCAAACUCCAUGUGAAAUGUCCAAAAGGUGACCCGCGUCGUAAAGUUUUAAGUAGCGAAUUGAAAUGGUUACCAAAUGGGAGUGAGCUUCUCAAAGAAUCAGCAGGAGGUUCAACCACAAAUCCAAAAACUCAUACUUCAUUCAGCCGCAGCCAAGAUUCCUUCCCUGAAUUUGCAGAUAAUCCUAUCAUGCCGAGCUUUGAAGAUAUCUUGAUAGCAAAACUCGGCCCUGGCCAGGAGAUUGAGCUUGAAGCUCAUGCGGUUAAGGGCAUUGGUAAAAUACAUGCAAAGUGGUCUCCAGUAGCUACGGCUUGGUAUCGAAUGUUUCCUGAGGUGAUUCUACUAAAGGAAUUCGAGGGUAAACAUGCUGAAGAACUCGUAAAAGUCUGCCCCAAGAAAGUUUUUGACAUUGAAGAGAUGGGCCAAGGUAGAAAAAGGGCAACCGUAGCUCGGCCGCGUGACUGCUCCUUGUGUAGAGAAUGCUUAAGAGAAGGAGACGGAGCAAUAGAAGGAGAAGCAAAAUCAAAAGGAAAAGCAGAAGCAAAAGGAAAAAGAGAAUGGGUGGACCAAGUGGCUCUGCGCCGUGUCAAAAACCAUUUUAUAUUUACAAUCGAGUCUACCGGAUCACAGCCUCCGGACGUGCUUUUCACAGAAGCAGUGAAGAUAUUGGAAGACAAAUGUGAAUCUGUAAUCUCUGAACUCUCUUGAGCAAAGAGGUCGUAUAGGUUUAACUCUACCCGUUUAGUUCAGUUUUGGGUUUUGUAUCGAGAAUUUAUACGAAGAAUACUGACAUUUAGUUCAGUUUGUGGGUUUUUGGUUCGACAAUCGGUUCAAAUUAGAAUUCAUGUGAACGUUGAAGAGAAA